Molecule: messenger RNA, 735 nt
Organism: Callorhinchus milii (elephant shark)
Lineage: Eukaryota; Metazoa; Chordata; Chondrichthyes; Chimaeriformes; Callorhinchidae
Gene: dusp3a
Product: dual specificity phosphatase 3a
Exons: 3
Coding region: 78-632 (184 amino acids)
Biological process (GO): negative regulation of MAPK cascade; protein dephosphorylation
Cellular component (GO): cytoplasm
Molecular function (GO): MAP kinase phosphatase activity; protein tyrosine/serine/threonine phosphatase activity
Source: RefSeq, a predicted model, not a curated record
CCUCCUCCCUCUCUCUCUCUCUCUUUCCUUUUCUAUUUGCCAUUCCCCUCUUCUCCAGCCACAAGCCCACAGCCAACAUGUCAGAGCAUCGUCUGAUGGUGGAGGAACUCAAUGAGCUUUUGGCCAACGACAGUGGGUUUUACAGUCUCCCGACACAGCACUGCAAUGAAGUUUAUCCCAAGAUCUAUGUGGGCAAUGCGUUUGUGGCACAAAAUCUGAUGAGGCUCGAGCGGUUGUCAAUAACUCACGUGUUGAACGCCGCGGAAGGGAAAUCCUUCAUGCACGUCAAUACCAAUGCGGAGUUCUACUCUGACACAAGGAUCGUCUACCAUGGGAUCAAAGCCAACGACACGGAAGCCUUCAAUCUCAGCGCCUACUUCGAAGAAGCCUCAGACUUCAUCGACAAGGCGUUAGCGCAAAAGGAUGGACGAGUGUUUGUCCAUUGCAGGGAAGGAUACAGUCGAUCUCCCACUCUCGUCAUCGCUUACCUGAUGCUCAGACACCACAUGGAGGUGAAAACUGCCCUUCUUACCGUCCGCCAGAAAAGAGAAAUCGGCCCGAACGACGGGUUUCUCAAGCAGCUGUGUCAGCUGAACCAGAAACUGGUGAAGGAGGGGAAGCUUAAAUCUUAAAAUAACUUUAGUUUAUACUCAAAUUACAGCCGGUGCCUGGCUGGUAGGGAUUGACAGAUUAUCCAAGGUAGUGUGUGUGUGUGUGUGCGUGUGUGUAUGUGUG